AACCACGUGCUUUCUACAAAGCGGAGUUGAUGCAUAGAAUAUCAUUCGAUUCGUUAAGAUAAAAGCUGCAAGUUAUUUUUAUAUUAUUAUAUAAUGAUCACGAUAGAGGAUUUAUCUAACGAAAUUAUAUUAAGUAUUCUGGAAAACGAAACUAUUAGCUUGAGGGACGUUGAGAAUUUUAGUUCCACGUGCAAGAGAUUUGAGUGGAUGUCCCAUUAUAAAACUCUCUGGAAGAAAAAAUAUGCUCAGAAAUGGCCUACUGCACAGAUAUUUUGUAAAGACACAAUGGGCAUUGAAUUUAAUGACUUAAAUAUUGAAGAUUUUAAAGAGAGUAUGAAAUGUGCGGAAAACUUUUGGCUUGAUCUGCCUCGUAUGUCUCACUUGAAUUAUUAUCAUAGAUUACUCGAAGAAGAUAUUAAAAAAUCUUUCUAUAUGCAUGCAGAAAAGCACCCUCUAAAUUUGUUGAUUUUAAGUGAUGAACUUACUAGAAACAUAUAUCAACAAAAUCCACGCCAAUGCAAUUUAACAGAAACAUACUACAGCAUAAGAAUAUUUCGAUAUCUGUAUGAAGAUAUUCAUUUUUUACAUAAAAAAAAAAUUGUAGAAAAAUACAAUCAUAUGGAGCGUUUGGAAGAUUUAAUUGUUCUAAUAUUACAAUAUUGUCAUCCCAAUACGGGUAUUACUAUGUUGUAUAUAGAUAAAUUCAUAGACAAUAUCGUGCAAGAAGUAUUAAAGUUGUUGAAAGAUGAAUAUCUCCAGCAUCCAAUAUUGUCCAUGCCACCUGAACAAUUAUCCAUUUGGAGAAAUAAUCAUAUUAAUAAGAAUUUUUGGUGCGAAAAAGACGCCAUGUCGAUUAAGGAUACUAAAGAAGACACAUUAUAUUAUAAACAAACGUUGUGGUUGGCAAUAUAUAUCUGCGUUGCAAAUAAAUUGGGUUUACAUGUUAUAACAACAAAACACGAUAUAGACGAUAAUUAUACUAGACAUACACAUUUGCUUUGGCAAUCCAGAAAUUGUACAGAAAAUACAGAAUGUUUCACGUUUGAAUGGACAGAUAAUUCAGAUAAUGCAAAGAUUUCUAACAUAAGAAAAUGCCAACGAGUGUCGCCUCAAGAUGAAUACAGAGAAACACGUAUCCCGUCAAUAUCGGUUGAAAGAACCAUUCGUGAUAUAUAUGAUUUGUGGAAAUAUGGCCGCUUUUCCUUUGACAAUAUCAAUUAUGGAGUAACAUCAAUAGAUUUAUAUAAUGAGGAAAUAUGUACUCCAGAUGAAACGUUUCGGAAAAAAAGAUCGCCUAAUCUAAAAUAUGCGAUUGGAUUGAUAGUUACACACAAGCAUAAAAUGGAAGAUAAUACACAAAAAGAUGUUGCUGGAGUCAUUAUUGGGUGGCACAACGAAUGCCACAUUGAACGCUUUGUACAUAAGGAAACAUAUUGUAUUCUGAAUGAUAUUGAAAGGGAAUGUAUACCGAAAAAUAACAUUGAUAAUUGGAAAUCGCAACCGCACUACGUUUUGUUAAUCGAGAAUGAUCUGUGUUACGUUCCACAAUGUGCUAUAACAUCGGUAUGCAAAGAAUGGAUAAAUAAUUCAGAAACUGGAAAAUAUUUCUGUAAAUUUGAAGAUACACAUUAUGUGCCAAAUAACAUGCUAGAACAGGAUUAUCCAGACGAUGCCGCAGUCGUUCGCGACAUAUUAUUGCGUAAUCGAAAAUUAUAAUAUUUUGAGUGGUGCAGAAAUGUGUGUCUGCUCUUUUUUAGUUCGGAUUGAAAUUCAAAAGAUAUAAUGUAUAUAGAUUUUACGGAAAACAAUAACAAAUCAUCGUAAAUAUCUUGCAAAAGAGAGAAUAUCCUUCUAAAAUAGCGCGCAUAAGAAGUUCAUGU
Molecule: messenger RNA, 1880 nt
Organism: Nylanderia fulva
Lineage: Eukaryota; Metazoa; Arthropoda; Insecta; Hymenoptera; Formicidae
Source: RefSeq, a predicted model, not a curated record